AAUUCCACAGACUAUAGUGGCGAAUGUUUCCUUCGGGUUAUACAUACAUUAAUUAAUCCGUGAUACGUACGAACUAAUCCGAACUGAUCUGAACUAAUCCAAAAUUCAAAGAGGAGGUUAUGAAAUGUGAAAAUGAAUGUUAGGAGCGUUAGGAGUGACAGAAGACCUUGUUAAUAAUUUUUAGUAUAGCUACAUGUAAUGCAGAUGAUCCACUAAUCCACAAUAUAUUUAUUAUUGAAGACCAAUUAAAUUUGACAUAUACGUCUGGUGCGGUAAUUGUCCGUGGUACAAAUGACACUUACGUGACCAUUGAAAGAUAUUACGCGUGAUGAUGGAAAAAUCAGCUGACCAGUUUUGUCUGAAGAAAGACUUGCGUGACUGGCAGUUUUGUCAGUCGAAACUAAUGAACCUUCCCUUGGAUAUUACGAAGGAAAACUAUGUUCGGAGAAACAUAAAAGACUCGAUAUUUUCGGUUGUUUUGCCAACGCCUUUAAAAACGAAACUAAAACUGGUACAUUUUUCAGAAGAUGCCCUCAUCAACAUUCUCGAUAUGGAUCCUUUGAUUACAAAAACAAGCGAGUUUCUAGAAUUUAUAGCAGGUAAUAAAGUCAUUCCAAGUUCAGUUCCUCUUUCGCAUCGAUAUGGGGGUUACCAAUUCGGUUUUUGGGCAAUGCAACUAGGAGAUGGAAGAGCACAUUUGCUUGGUGAAUAUAUAAACAGAGCAGGGGAACGGUGGGAAUUGCAACUUAAAGGCUCUGGGAAGACACCAUAUUCAAGAGAUGCUGAUGGACGUGCAGUACUUCGUUCAUCUGUUCGUGAAUUUCUUUGUUCUGAAGCUAUGUACUACUUGGGUAUUCCAACUUCCCGAGCUGCAGCUCUUGUUGUAAGUGAUGAUCCAGUAUUGAGAGACCAGUUCUACAAUGGAUUUUCAAAGACUGAGAGAGCAGCAGUUGUACUUCGUUUGGCACCAUCUUGGUUUCGGUUUGGUUCACUGGAGAUUCUGGCACACAACAGGGAGCUGACAUCCUUAAAAAAACUUUUAGAUUUUAUAAUAAUUGAACACUACUCACAGAUCAACCCACAGGAUGACAGCAGAUAUGUCCAGUUAUUUUGCCAGGUAGCACAAAAAACAAUGGAUCUUGUUGUGUGCUGGCAGAGUGUUGGUUUUGUCCACGGUGUUCUCAACACAGACAAUAUGAGCAUGCUUGCUAUUACCAUUGAUUAUGGUCCCUUUGGAUUUAUGGAAACUUAUGACCCACACUUCGUUCCAAAUUCUUCAGACAAAGAAGCAAGAUAUUGUUUUGACAGACAGCUGCAGAUUGCAGAAUGGAAUUUGCAAAAACUGUCAGAGGCCUUCAUUCCUUUCCUUGAUGAGACACAAGUAAUCCAAGUGAGGACAGAGCUGCAGAACUUUGGGCCCAGUGCUAAGGUGAAACAAAGGUCUGCAUUUAUAAAGAAGUUGGGAUUGAAUGAGGAUAAGGAUGAUGCUGACAGUCAGCUUCUCACACUCUUACUACAGCUGAUGGAAGAAACUGGCACUGAUUUUACCAUGACAUUUAGGCAGCUUGGAGAAAUCGCCUUAGCAGAUAUAAGAAAUCCACAAAUAUUAAAUGAGUAUUGGUCUCUUAAAAGACUAUCCAGCCAUCCGCAGUAUCCUUCAUUUACAGAAGCAUAUCUGAAAAGAAUUGAAGAGGAAAGAGGUCUCACAGAUGCAGGAAGGAGACAACUCAUGUGUCAAAUGAAUCCACGCUAUGUGCUGAGGAACUGGAUGGCACAGUCUGCUAUUGAGAAAGCUGAGAAAGACGAUUUUAGUGAAGUGCAAUUUCUGCUCAAAGUUCUGCAGAACCCAUACACAAUCUGUGAAGAGGCAGAAGAAAAAGGAUAUGCUGAUCCUCCUCCAGAAUGGUCACACACCAUCAGAGUGAGCUGUUCUAGUUGAGGCUGGGAUCUGUCGUCAUAUAUAUAUAUAUAUAUAUAUACACACACACACACACACACACACACACACACACGUGGUACAGUC
Molecule: messenger RNA, 2023 nt
Organism: Cryptotermes secundus
Lineage: Eukaryota; Metazoa; Arthropoda; Insecta; Blattodea; Kalotermitidae
Product: protein adenylyltransferase SelO
Exons: 8
Coding region: 329-1939 (536 amino acids)
Source: RefSeq, a predicted model, not a curated record